Necator americanus (New World hookworm) is the source of this 1113-nucleotide messenger RNA. RefSeq lists its product as uncharacterized. The coding region runs from base 1 to 1113 and encodes 370 amino acids. Lineage: Eukaryota; Metazoa; Nematoda; Chromadorea; Rhabditida; Ancylostomatidae. The record is from RefSeq and is a predicted model, not a curated record. The transcript is spliced from 9 exons. Gene Ontology annotation, molecular function: peroxidase activity; heme binding. Gene Ontology annotation, biological process: response to oxidative stress.
AUGCAUAAUCCACUUGGUUGCUACCAUUACGUUCGUAGUCAGACUGCUCCACAUCACAAGUGUCGAAUUGGACCUCGGCAGCAGAUGAACACAGCAAACGCGUUCAUAGACGCUGAGAGAGUAUAUGGUUCCACCAGUAAAGAGUCAGCCUCACGUCGAACAUGGAAGAAUGGAAAAAUAGCCCAACACGGGAUGAGUUUCGAAACGUCAUUCAUUAACCCGACUAUGCACUCAACCGAACUCAUUGUGCAGAUUUGGACGGCGCAACAUAACAGACUGGCUUUGGAGUUGAAGGAGCUUAAUCAAAAAUGGAACGACGAACAACUCUUCCAAGAGGCUCGCCGUAUUGUAAUCGCACAAAUCCAAUUCAUAACACUCAACGAAUAUCUUCCGUUACUAUUAGGAAGGAAAACGAUGGCUAAAUACGAAAUACUUGAAGACUCGAAUGAAUUUACAAAGUACUACGAUAUUAACAUCAAUCCAUGCACUCUCAAUGCCUUUGCAGCAGCAGUGGGAGAGACGAACAUACUCGAUGAGAUUUCACAGGAUGACGAUAUCAUCGGUAAAGCUGCAGUGCUUAUUCAUCGCUCGAGAGACCAUGGCAUACCUGGAUACACCAAAUUUCGGGAAUAUUGCGGUGGCGAAAAGGUUGAAGACGUUGACUUGAUUGUACUUGCUCUCGCAGAGAAACCAGUUCACGGGUCGUUAGUAGGACUGACUCUUGGUUGCGUACUUGCUUCGCAAUACCAGAAGGCUAUUCAUGGCGACCAAUAUUGGUUUUCCAACGACAACGGUGCUUCAUCCUUCUCCUUAGAGCAGCUAAGAGCAAUUAGAGGAGGAACAAAGAUGUCCGAUAUCAUUUGCCAGUACCUCGACUCAGAUGAAGCAGCUGUCCAGCCUAAUGCAUUUUUAACACCGGAUAAAUUUGACAACUUCCCUCUUUCUUGCCUUUCCCAUAGACUGAGUACCAUGUCACUUGAUCAUUGGAAGCAAACGCCGACUGAGCUCCCUCCCACCACUCUUUAUAUAGAGAAACUGUUGCGAGAAGCCGAAAGGAUGGUGGAAGAGCAAAAAGAGGGCAGCGUGGAGACGAAACGAAGUAAUAUGUUCUAA